AUGGUGGACGACUCCGCCUCCAUCUCCCACCCGCCGCCCUCUUCCAAUCUUCGCCGUAGAAACUCCAUCGGCACAGCUGCUAUCCCCACAAAGCUCACCCUCCCAUCAAAGGCCCACUACAGCUCCAGCUUUCCACGCCCAAACGGCGUCCGCGUUUCAUCCUCAACGUCGUCAUCGUCCCCCCAAUCCUCCUUCCCCAAUGUCGAUUUCGAGCUCAUCUCCCUCAAAUCCCUCGCCUACACUUCCCUCAAGGACCUCCUGCCCUCAACCUCCGCCGCCCAGUCUCCGACGGCUGCCGGCACCGGUUCCGGCUCCUGCUAUGAGAUCUCCAUCCGCAACCGUCUCGUCAAGCAAGCCGCCUGGGCCUAUCUUCAACCUAUGUCUGCUUCUCCGGGAUCAUCCGGCGGCCGGCUCUUUGACCGCAUGUUGCUCGGAUUCUCCAUGGAGUGCUUAAGGAAUCGGGUCAGUACUUGUCUUGGAUUCAUCAACCGCCACAUUUUUUCCGCUAUAAUCCGUGCUUUUGAUCGGAUUCUACGAAUGAUUGGGGUCCGAUGACCCAAAUUGGGCAAAAGGGUUGGGGUCAUUUACUGAUCGUAGCGGCUAAGGCUGAGCCUUUUUGUUUCAUUCAUAGAAUUGAUUCCGUUACAAAGUGUAUUUUGAUUUGCACACGGUUUUUUCAGUGUGACUUUCGAAUUGCAAAAGAAAAAAAAAAGCAAGGACAAAUUUACAUCUAUAAAAGGAGAUUGAUAUAUAUAAAGGGAGAUUGAUAUGUAAUGAAUUUGGAAUUUGGACUAAAAGAAAA
Vitis vinifera (wine grape) is the source of this 802-nucleotide messenger RNA. RefSeq lists its product as uncharacterized. The record is from RefSeq and is a predicted model, not a curated record. NCBI's taxonomy places the organism in Eukaryota, Viridiplantae, Streptophyta, Magnoliopsida, Vitales, Vitaceae. The transcript has a single exon. Bases 1 to 555 code for a protein of 184 amino acids.